AAGCCACAACACGACGGCGGUCAGAGCACAACGGUCAGGCCUUGAGGUGCAAAAUGAAGCUGAGCAACGGGGCUGCGGUGACCCCAGUGACUGGGGAGGAGGCCGAGGACUUGCUCAAGAACUUCCCCGGGUACGUGGACGGGCUGGUGAGGGCGGGGCCCUCGCGCUGCCUCCUCCCCACCGCCUACACCCGCUUUGCUGAGGAAUACCUCAACUUCAAGUUCCGCAGCAGUGACGUCUUGAUCAUGACCUACCCCAAGUGCGGCACCACGUGGACUCAGGAGAUCAUUUGGACCAUGUGCCACAACCCCAACCUCGACAACCCAGAUGCCGACCUCAUUGGUUACAUACGGUCACCUUUUCUGGAGUUCGACUCUUUGACGGACGUGAUGCAUAGAGAAGCUGGUCAAAAUUCUGCGAUAGUGGAGGGGCUACAGAAGCGAGACCCCACGGCUUCACCAGACGCCGGGGUGUUCUUGGGGCUCACGAAAGUGGCUGAUGACCCUCGCAUCAUCAAGACGCAUCUCCCCUUCAGCAUCCUGCCGCCCAACCUGCUGGACACCUGCAAGGUUGUGUACGUGGCCCGCAACCCCAAGGACGCGCUGUCCUCCUACCUGCACCACCACAGGCUCAUCAAGGUGCACGACUUCCAGGGCACUGACGACCAGUUCGUCGACUACUUCAUCAACGGACAAGUUCUGCACGGUGGGUACGCGGACCACCUGACGGAGGCGUGGCCGCUGCGGGGCCACAAGAACUUGGCCUUCCUCUUCUACGAGGACCUCAAACGCGACCCUUGA
Molecule: messenger RNA, 800 nt
Organism: Hyalella azteca
Lineage: Eukaryota; Metazoa; Arthropoda; Malacostraca; Amphipoda; Hyalellidae
Product: sulfotransferase 1C4-like
Exons: 6
Coding region: 54-800 (248 amino acids)
Biological process (GO): sulfation
Cellular component (GO): cytoplasm
Molecular function (GO): sulfotransferase activity
Source: RefSeq, a predicted model, not a curated record